GCUUUUGAAAUUUAACACGCAUAGACUUGCUGACUUUUCUAGAGUUUAACAAUAACAAUAAACUGAAAGUCUGAAACACAGAAGAAGAAUACAAAAUUUGCACCAGCCAAAAACCACUGAGAUUAUGAAAAUGUCUUUUGAAGUAUAUUUUGUGACAGUAACUGCUUUGAUCAGAGUGGCAGCCGCCAAUACCGGCGGUUUUACCUUCAACGGAAAUAUAGAUCUAGAUGGUGGAGCAGAAGUCUCCAGUGAUAAUCUUUUCAGACUUACAAACGCAUCAACUUUUACAGUUGGACGUGUUUUUUAUGCUCAACCACAGAUUUUGAAGAAUUCAUCAAGCGGCAAGGCGUUUUCUUUCUCAACUGCUUUUAUACUCGCCAUUGUCACUGACGAGAACAAACUCAAUGGCCACGGAAUGACUUUUGUGAUUGCUCCUUCCAAAGAAUUUUCUGGAGCAGCAUCUCAACAUCUUGGAUUAUUUAACCGAACAAAUGAUGGAAACCCGUCCAAUCAUAUUCUUGCGGUUGAGUUUGACACGUUUCAGAACCAGGAGUUUUAUGAUGUUAAUGAAAAUCAUGUUGGCAUUGACAUCAACAGCUUAACAUCUGUAAAAUCAGCUCCUGCUGGUUAUUUUGUAGACGCAACUGGUGAGUUCAAGAAUUUGAGUCUUGCAAGUGGAGAAAGAAUACAAGUUUGGAUAGAAUAUGAUGCCAAGGAUAAUCCACUUAAUGUUACUUUAUCUCCAAUUCAAGUUAGUAAACCUAAACUUCCACUUUUGUCUUUGAACAGAGACAUUUCUCCUAUUAUUUUAGACCAGAUAUAUGUAGGAUUUACGUCCUCCACCGGUCGACUGGUACAGUCCCAUUAUAUUCUUGGCUGGAGCUUUCAGGUGGAAGGUAAGGCCCAACUAGAUUUGUCACGACUACAAUCUCUAUCCAGUGAAGACCUACCCAAAACUAAGAAGAAAAUAUUGGCAAUCGGAUUGUCCUUAACCGGAGUUGUGGUGCUGCUUAUAAUAAUAUCCUUUCUUUUUUUCUUUAGGAAAAAGGAAAUUAAAUUCCAUGAGAUACUUGAAAAUUGGGAGAUUCAGUAUGGACCUCAUAGAUUCUCAUAUAAGGACUUAUAUUCAGCUACUAAAGGUUUCAAAGACAGUGAAAUUCUUGGAAAAGGGGGAUUUGGAGAAGUUUAUAGAGGUUUGCUUCCCGUAUCAAAAAUUCAGGUUGCAGUAAAAAGGAUUUCUCACAAUUCUAAACAAGGAAUGAAAGAAUUUGUAGCUGAGAUUGCAACCAUUUGUAGACUGCGUCACCGUAAUUUGGUUCGCCUCCUUGGAUAUUGUCGUGGUAAAGCUGAGCUCCUUUUGGUUUAUGAUUACAUGCCUAAUGCUAGUCUUGACAAGUUCAUUUACAAUAAUGCAAAACAAACUCUUAAUUGGAAUCAAAGGUUUAAGGUUGUCAAAGAUGUUGCUUCAGCACUUACUUAUCUUCAUGAAGAAUGGGUAGAAGUUAUUGUUCAUAGAGAUAUUAAAGCAAGCAAUGUGUUGUUAGAUGAUAAAUUAAAUGCAAAAUUGGGUGAUUUUGGGCUUGCAAGAAGUAGCCAACAUGCACAAGAUCCUCAAACAACUCAUGUAGCAGGUACUUUUGGAUACAUAGCUCCAGAGCUUGCUAAAAAUGGCAAGCCAACUACUAGCACUGAUGUGUAUGCAUUUGGGGCAUUUUGCUUGGAGGUUUCUUGUGGUAGAAGGCCAGUGGAGUCAAGAGUUUUGCCUGAAGAGGUGAAUUUGGUCGAUUGGGUAUACCAGAGAUGGAAGGAAGGGAAGAUCUUAAGUACGGUGGAUCCAAAACUGAAUAAUGAUUUUAAGGUUGAUGAGGUUAUAUUACUUUUAAAGCUUGGCCUGCUGUGCUCUCAUCCUGUUGCAGAAGUUAGGCCAAGAAUGUCACAAGUUCUGCUGUACCUGAAAGGUCACAUUUCGAUCCCAGAAAAUUUUGAUUUUCAUCUUCCGAGUCAAGAUCAGAAAGGAGAGUCCUAUGGUCCUGCCUUAUUCAAUUAUAGUGCACCUUCAAUGACAUUCACCGAAUCGUUCAAUUCAGUUGGUCGAUGAUGUAGAUUGCAGAAGAAAACCUCAUGUGGAUAAUAUUUUAAGACUUGCAAAAUGUAAGACACCUUGUUGAUUAGUUUCAUUUUCUAAGAUUGAAACGUCGUUGUGUUUAAGCAAUAUCAUUUUAACUGAAAUAACGUGUAGUUCAUAGAGCAUUUGUUGCUCAACCACGUGCUUGUUUGCAAUGAUUUUGUCUUGUUAAAGUGAUAAAUUGGUCCUUGA
Messenger RNA from Jatropha curcas, 2317 nucleotides. Its product is annotated as L-type lectin-domain containing receptor kinase V.9. NCBI's taxonomy places the organism in Eukaryota, Viridiplantae, Streptophyta, Magnoliopsida, Malpighiales, Euphorbiaceae. The record is from RefSeq and is a predicted model, not a curated record. Gene Ontology annotation, molecular function: ATP binding; carbohydrate binding; protein kinase activity. Gene Ontology annotation, biological process: protein phosphorylation.